Molecule: messenger RNA, 2541 nt
Organism: Rotaria socialis
Lineage: Eukaryota; Metazoa; Rotifera; Eurotatoria; Philodinida; Philodinidae
Source: the annotation of a GenBank genome assembly
AUGAUUGAAGAAACUUGGGAUGAUGAUGAAACACCUAAAACAUUUCAACAGCCACCAAUAGUACAAAAAUUAGGUAUUGGACGUGGAAAACUAUCAUUUCCAUCGAAUAAUGAUAAUGAACCUGCACCAACAUCUAAAUGGAACAGUGGCGGUAGCGCCACUGCCACUGCCACUAGUACAAUAGGUAGUUUCAGUAGUUUUCGUAACAGUAACAUUGAAAAUAGUAAACCGAAUGAUGAUGGAAACUUUGGCUCUCGCAAUACUGGUAAUAGUUUUGGAGCUCGCAACGGACAAAGUGGAUUCAAUAAUGGGAGUAGUGGAGGAUUUCGAAGUGGUAAUGAAGGAAAUUCUCGUGCGUGUUACAAUUGUAAGGAAACUGGUCAUAUGAGUCGCGAUUGUCCAGAACCACGAAAAGAUACUCGUGGUGGCCGUGGCGAUUUCAAUUCAGGUGAUGGUGGUGAUCGUAAGCCCAGCUUCAGAUCAUCUGAUAAUGGUGCAAAUACAUUUCGUAAUACGAGAAAUCAAAAUGAUAAUAAUGAUUCGAAACCAAACUUUACUGGAUGGCGAGGAGGUGCAGAAAAUAACGAUUCAGACGAUGCUCCUAAACGUUCAACAUUUGACAAUAAUUCAUCUACGCGAGGUGGCUUUACUAGUGCUAGUGGAUCUCGAGGUGGCCGAGGAGGCUUCACUGGCGGUGGUGACCGAGGAGGAUUUAAUAGUGGUGGUGAUCGAGCAGGAUUUAGUAGUGGUGGUGAUCGAGGAGGAUUUAGUAGUGGUGGUGAUCGAGGAGGAUUCACUAGUGGUGGUCGAGGAGGAUUUAGUAGUGGCGGCGAUCGAGGAGGAUUCACUAGCGGUGGUAGAGGAGGCUUCAAUGGUGGUGACCGAGACAAUCGAAAUAAUGGAAUGUUUUCACCUAUUGCUGUUUUUUUAAAUAGUAAUCAACCAGGUCAUCAAUCUCGUGACUGUCCUGAACCAAAAAAGAGUCGUGAAGGUGGUGGCGGUGGUGGUACAUUCUUUGGUGGGGGACGAAAAAAUGAUAAAGUAUCUGAUGAUAUUUUUGAUCAACCUGGUAAUCGUGACGGUGGAAAUCCUGUUGAACGAUAUGUUCCACCGCCUGCUCCAACUAGUGAGGCUGAUAUAUUCGGUGAAGCAGUUAGUAAAGGUGAAAAUUUUGGUAAAUAUAAUCGAACACAAGUACGAUGUACACCGGAAGGCAAAGUAAAACCUAUUGAAUUGUAUGAAGAAGCAAAUCUUGGUACACAAGUUCUAUCCAAUAUUCGUCGUGCUCAUUUUGAUGAGCCGACAACAAUUCAAAAAUAUGCAAUACCAUGCACUCGACAACAAGAUGAUUUAAUGGCAUGUGCACAAACUGGUUCGGGUAAAACGGCGGCUUUUCUUUUGCCUAUUAUUUCAAAUUUACUUGAAUAUCAUGCGGAUGAAUUAUCUGAAAAUCAUCAUCCACCAGCACCUCUUUGUCUUGUUAUUUCGCCAACACGUGAACUUGCAUUACAAACAGAACGUGAAGCAAGAAAAUUUGCUUAUCAAACUGCUAUUAAACCAUGCUCUGCUGUUGGUGGUCUUGAUAUGUUUACUGUUACGGAUCGUCUCCGUGAAGGUUGCCAUAUAUUAUCAGCAACAACUGGUCGUCUUAAGGAUAUGGUUGAAAAAGGCCGAAUUUCAUUAAAAAAGGUUAAAUAUUUUGUUCUUGAUGAAGCUGAUAGAAUGCUAGAUACUGGUUUUGAACCUGAUAUUCGUAAAUUAGAAGAUCUUGGUUUACCACAAAAAGGUGAACGUAUUACACUAAUGUUUUCUGCAACAUUUCCUGAUGAAGUUCAACGACUUGCUAAACAUUUUCUUCGUGAUGAUUAUGUUUUUCUUGCUGUUGGCAUACUCGGUGGUGCUAAUGAAGAUAUUUCACAAACUAUUGAACUUGUACAACAAGCCAAUAAAAAAGAUCGACUCUUCGAAUUACUUGAAGCAAAUCUUAAAUCUGAGCGAUGUUUGAUUUUUGUUGAAACUAAGCGAUCAGCUGAUUAUAUUGGUGCUUUACUUUCACAACGAAAUUUUAUGAGUACAACAAUGCAUGGUGAUCGAACACAACGACAACGUGUAGAAGCUGUACAACAAUUUACUACUGGAAAAUGUCCUAUACUUGUUGCAACAUCAGUUGCCGCACGAGGCUUAGAUUUUCCACUUAUUGGUUAUGUAAUUAAUUAUGAUUUACCAGAUUCAAGUGAUUUUUACAUUCAUCGUAUUGGUCGAACAGGUCGUGCUGGUCAUUUGGGUAAAUCAAUUUCAUUUUUUGAUCCAGAUCGAGAAUCUGAUCGAACUAUUGCACCAGAACUUACACUAAAAUUAAGCGAAGCUGGUCAAGAAGUACCUGAAUUUCUCAAGAAAUAUUCUGAAAGUGGCUCAGCAUUUAAUCGUGGUGCUUUAUCCGCGAAAAAUACAGAUAUGCGUUCCGGUGGAUUUACUCACGCUCAAAGUGUAGCUCCAAGUGGUGGUACUGCAUCGGCAGGUGGAGCUGAAGAUUGGGAUUAA